Messenger RNA from Polyodon spathula (Mississippi paddlefish), 4124 nucleotides. RefSeq names its product chondroitin sulfate N-acetylgalactosaminyltransferase 2 (gene csgalnact2). Gene Ontology annotation, cellular component: Golgi cisterna membrane. The transcript is spliced from 8 exons. Bases 889 to 2496 code for a protein of 535 amino acids. Lineage: Eukaryota; Metazoa; Chordata; Actinopteri; Acipenseriformes; Polyodontidae. The record is from RefSeq and is a predicted model, not a curated record. Gene Ontology annotation, molecular function: glucuronosyl-N-acetylgalactosaminyl-proteoglycan 4-beta-N-acetylgalactosaminyltransferase activity.
UACAUCUUAAGUGAUAGCGUAGCUGCUUUGUGACAACAGUUACAGUUUAUUGUUGAUGGAUUUUCACGCUUCAAUGUUUUGCCGUCCACGUAUGUCGCAGAGUAUUUUGGUUUAGCAACCUGAUGCAAAUUGGGGUUACAGCCUGUUUUUGCUGACUCAGGAUUUGAAAAUGCAUGAGAAAUAGGAUUCUGUGCACAACUUGACCCUGCCAAGCCAUUCACUGCCCGCCACUCUGGGGCAUGGUAGCUAUGAACAUAAUUGAAAUGAGAUUGUGUUGAAAUUCAGUGUUUACCGUGGCCAUACAAGAAUUAUUGGAUUUGUCAUUAUGGAAAUAAACCCCAGAGUUUGAACUUGAAUGAGCUACAGCAUUAUCAUGAAAAACCUCAAGAAAGCCAAGAAGAAUUGUUACUUUGACCAAAAUGAAUGCUGUUUAUAUCUGUGGAAUGGGAAUGUAAAGUAAGACUGACAAUAAAAUGUGAACCAACAAACUCUAAUUUUCAGUUUGUUGAUAUAAUGCUUCCAUCGUGCACUACUCUUCCUUGGAAUAUUAAUUUCGGAUUGUCCUAUAUUAUUGCACUAUUAUAUAGCAUAGGUACUGGUGUAUUAUGAAGUAAUAACUACCAGUAUAAAUACCAGAAAAGUGAUAUAGUUCAUGCCAGUUUCCUACAUGUGUAUUGUUUCAAAUGCAGUAUAGUAGAUGCUUCCCUAAUGUUCUGCAGUGUAUAAUUACUACUUUUAGAAUCCAAAUGAUUCUCACUCUAGUCUCUGCUGCACAACAAUAUGGUGAGACAGCUGUAUAGUAUUAUAUAGUGAUUCAUUUGGAAUUGAAGGCAGUCCCCACACUCAGAUGACACUUCCCUUUGUCCUAUGAAACCCUAAGCCUCCACCAUGCCUAGAAGAGGCUUGCCCUUGCAAGCCCGGACUCGCUGGCUGCUCCUGGGCAUUUCCUUGCUGCUCAGCCUGGUGCUGCUCACUUACCUACUGGAGUGCGCUCCUCCUCCUGACAGCAGCCCGGCUCUGCCUGGGCCGGCCGGGGAGCUUGUUGGAAAGGAGUAUUACCAGGCCCUGCUGCAGGAGCAGGAGGAGCGCUACCAGAACCGAGCUGCCAGCCUUAAGCGGCAGAUUGGCCAGCUCAAGCAGGAGCUCCAGGACAUGAGUGAGAAGCUCAAGGUUCUGCAGGACAAGAAGGGUCUGGCCGGGGGAGGGGCCAGGGAGCAAGAGCCCAACGACCUUCUUGAGUACCUGCACUCGCAGAUUGACAAGGCAGAGGUAGGCACAGGCGCCAGGCUGCCCAGCGAAUACGCAGUGGUGCCUUUCGAGAGUUUUACCGCCACCAAGGUGUACCAGCUGGAGACGGGCCUGACCCGGCACCCUGAGGAGAAGCCUGUGAGGAAGGACCGCCGUGAUGAGCUGAGCGAAGUCAUCGAGGCCGGGCUGGAGGUCAUCAAUAAUCCAGACGAGGAGGAGGAGGGGCAGGACAAGGAGCAGAGACUGACCUACAACGAUGUGGACUUCGUGGAAGGUCUGUACCGCACUGAGCGAGACAAAGGCACACAGUACGAGUUGUUCUACCACAAGGAGGGCGUGGCCGGGUUCCGGCAAGUCACUCUGUUCCGCCCAUUUGGCCCACUCAUGAGAGUGAGGAGCAGCACGCUGGAAGCCACCGGCACCGUCCUCAACAUCAUCGUCCCACUGGCAGGGAGGACUGAGGCCUUCGCACAGUUCAUGCGCAACUUCAGGGAUGUGUGUAUACUGCAAGACAGACUUGUCCAUCUCACUGUGGUAUAUUUUGGACAGGAAGGCUGGACAGAAGUGAAAACCAUCUUGGAAACUGUAGCAAGUGAAGCGAGUUUCUCCAACUACACACUGGUGCCUGUGGAUGAGGAGUUCUCCCGGGGACGUGGCCUGGAUAUCGGAGCCCGCGCCUGGAAGAGGGGUGACGUGCUCAUGUUCUUCUGUGACGUCGAUAUUUAUUUCACUGCGGAGUUCCUCAACACCUGCCGCCUCAACGCCCGGCCAAAUAAGAGAGUGUUCUACCCAGUGGUGUUCAGUUUGUACAACCCUGCAAUCGUAUAUGGUAACCUGGAGAUAGCGCCCCCUAUGGAGCAGCAGCUGGCUCAUAAAAAAGAUGCUGGUUUCUGGCGAGAUUUUGGAUUUGGGAUGACUUGUCAGUACCGAACUGACUUCCUCAAUAUUGGAGGCUUCGACCUGGAAGUGAAAGGCUGGGGAGUGGAGGAUGUGCACCUGUACAGGAAGUACCUGCACAGUGACCUGAUUGUGGUGCGCACACCGGUCGCAGGCCUCUUUCACUUGUGGCACGAGAAACAGUGUGCAGAUGAGUUGACCCCCGAGCAGUAUCGCAUGUGCAUCCAGUCCAAGGCCAUGAACGAGGCCUCCCAGUCCCACCUGGGCAUGCUGGUGUUCAGAGAGGAGAUUGAGUCCCACCUGCGUAAGCAAGCCUUCCAGACACACAGCAACAGCAAGCCAGGAGAGUGAAAGGAGGCAGCCCAGAAGACACUCCCUCUCUGCCAAAGAACAGAACCGAGCCAAGUGUUCCAAUACAAUAAUGGUAUCCUGCCAAUACAAGAACAGUUGCAGCAGUGUAUCAUUAUUCCUUAAAGUAUACAUCGCAACAUAAUGUGAUUAUGCUAGUCAAUGAUUAUUUUGUUAAGUCUUAAAUAAGAUUGCAUAGUAUAUCAUUAAUUCAGUAAUUCAACAACCAUUUGGUACCAGACCACACAUUCAUAUGGGGCACAAUGAAUCUUUCUGAUGUUAGUAAGAAGUGAAUUUAUAAUCACCCCUUGACAUGAUUUAAACCAGAAAUGCCUAACAGAGGAAUUUUUCCUUUUCUUUGUUUAACAUUUUUCCUCUGUGCUCUGCAGGGUUUGCCAUGGCUACUUCUCACUAUUAGGAUCCUGCCUGUUUAGUUGACCAAGUGGCAAACAGCUUUAAUGAGGGACGAAGCUUGUGUGUCUGCAGCUGAAGUCUAAGUAACUUAAACAAACAAAGUCAACCAGGUGCGAUUUCUGAUGCAUGAAAGGGUGUAGUAUAGCAUUUUUACAAGACAAAAAAAGGACAAAACCAUUGGUCUGCUUGUUCUAGCUGUGUCAUCUUUGACCUGAUGUGUGCUGCACAUUGAUGUGACACACAAGCAAUCCUUGCACAUGCUACUGGAGAAGCAGCAUGUCUUGUCUGUAGGUAUUGCUUUGUAGACAUUACAUUGAGCUUCUUUCACCUGCCUUUUGAAAUUGCUGCAACAGAGGUCUGGGGCGCAGGUAAGAGGAGUUUGGUGAGCUCAACUUGAACGGCAGUAGACAUUUCUCCACAUUACAAAACCACCAAACAAUGUGGCACAAUUGCUUGUAAGAGACCCAAGACUGACUGGAGGGCAGGCAAGGACGUUCACCUGCGUCGACCAGUAACUGAAUACAGUAUUUUUAAAUGUAUGGAUAAAAAACAAACUGUACUGGUUUAUUUACUAUAGUUUUGCUUGAAUGAAAAAAAAACGGAUUGUGCUGCAUUACAUUUUAUUUUCGCAAUCAUUUUCAAAUCGUGUUUUGGAAGACGCAAAUCGCUGUUUCAUGUUAUAGCCUUGGAUAUUUUUUAAUGUUCUUUAUUCUCUAACAAAAUGCAUAACCAUCUAAAGAAGAUUGCAAGGACAGGUUUGUUUUUCUUUUUAAGUCAGGAUGUGAGAAUUUGCUUGGUGUUUACACUGGUAGUCAAUAUUUUGGGAACUACAAAUUAUUAAUUCAGUUUACAUUCCUGAUCUGAGACGUCCAAUCACUUCCAGGGAGAUAUUUUUCUUUCUGUUUUGUUUCACUGAGUAGAGUGUGUUUGAGUGGUGACUGUACUUAGGGUGUUGUUUCAGGCUGUGGUCAGUGGGUCAGUGUUAAGCUCUCACUGACAUCUGCUAUCAGUUUUGUUAAAGGGAAGACAAAUGUACAAUUUAAAAUCCAGUUAUAUUCCUGCUUUCUGAUGGCGUCAAACACUGUCUAAGUUACUUCUGCACUAAACAUGGCAAGCGCACAGGCAUCUUGUUGUUCACAGCAUUGAUGGACUAUUUUUCAAAUGUGUGUGGUUUAUUUUUUACCGUUUACAAAUAUAAAUAAAAUUAUACAACAUGA